UCAAAAGUUAGCUGAUUGCAAAAUUUUACUGACCGAAUUGUGUUUGGCUAGUCUAUUUUGGGGGGAAAUUUUGGUAUUUUCUGCAAAAUUUCCAACGAAAUGGUUUCAUUAUGUCCAACGGUUGCUAGGUGCCUCAACUAAGAAAGGUUUAAAUUAAACGGAACCAGACAAAAAGACAGCUCAAAGGUGGAAAAUUUUGCAGCAAUCUGCUGCGACGUUGCUUGUUUAUAGUCGGCUGUGUUUUCUUCGGAUUGAUCAGGAUUUGUUCGAAGUUCUGCUCGGGAAUGGACAAUUGCCAUAAUUAUGCCACAACCUCAAAGAAGCGGAGAAUGCCCAUCUCAGACGAUAUUCACAUCAUUAUUAAGAAGUUCCGAGACAAGGAUAAGCACGAUGAAAAACCUUCUACUUCCGGUGAUCAUGAUUACGAUGACGAGCAUAGCAUGGAUUCGGAAGAGCUCAAACGUAUUCGUCAGCAGGAGCCAUCAUCUUCCUGUGUGGUAGCGAGCUCUUCGUCUUGUAUCAGCAGUGGUGCACUUGGACCAGGAGGUACUCUGGUGGGUGCUACAGGAAUAACUGUAGGCACAAGCGGUUUAACGGUUCAGCAACCGGUUUCCUCUCAAUCGGAUGACAUAAAACUGAUUCUGAAGAAACUAACCAACAUCGAAGAUCUGCUGAAGGUAGUCGCCGAGCAGAGCUUUAACCGACUGGCGGCCCUGAAGCAGGAAGCAUCAGGGGCUACUUCAACCGCUACAGCGGCUAACCUCGGACUUAUUGCAGCGGAAUCGAGCUGCAUCAACGUAGAGUCUAUGUUCAGGUUCCCCCUGCGGACAUUGAAGGAGUUAAUCGAACUGAACAAGGGCAUCUGCAGCGAUGAGAGCUUGUACAACAAACUGUUCGAGUAUCUGACCAAAAUCAAACUAGAAUGUGAUGAAAACAUCGUGAUGAAUGCCCUCGGCACGAUAGUCAGCGACGAAGUGCUCGACGCGGUCACCUGGGACGGUGGAAAGAAAUUUAAACUAUCUUCGUUGGUGAUUUUCAGCGAUUCUCUUUACGUGGCCUGGUUCAAAGAUCGGCUCAAGUACGAUGAGUACGUGGCAGAAAUGAAGGACGCCAUCGAAAAGUCGCAUAAACGGUACGCCAAGACAAAAGCGAAAAAGUCGUCCCAGCAGCAACAGCAGCACCAAACACUCACCCUAACGACGGCCACAGGUACCACAACGGCCACGGUUGUAAGCGAUGGUGGCCAGCUGUUUCUGUCGUAGUUUCGCUCUACCACAUUCCUGCCACUACUGGCAGGACGAGGUAGGUUACUUUUUCUUCGAUUGUUCCGAUGUGUUAAUGUUUUACGCAAGCUGAUACCAUCAGUACGGCACAGAGUAAUUGCACCCUUUCCUUUUGUAUCCGUUUAUCUCGUACUGUUUUGUUGAUGAAAUUUGAAUCCAAAAGAAAUUUUAGUGACACUUGAAAAUUACCUUUGAAAAAAAGCAGACGAUAAAAUAAGUUGCUAACACUAAACAUUAUAGCCGAGUGUGAUCGAUUACAUAAUAAAUGCAAAGUACUAAUGGUUUUGAAAACAAGCAUACAAAAAUACAUAGCAAGUAAUGAAAGUUA
This is a messenger RNA of Topomyia yanbarensis, 1611 nucleotides long. RefSeq lists its product as uncharacterized. Bases 285 to 1262 code for a protein of 325 amino acids. Lineage: Eukaryota; Metazoa; Arthropoda; Insecta; Diptera; Culicidae. The transcript is spliced from 4 exons. The record is from RefSeq and is a predicted model, not a curated record.